AUGCAUAGUGAUUGUGAUCCACCUGCGGAUGGCAUGAUGCGUUCGGAGCAUACACAACUCAACGGUGCGCCGGUGGUGAAGAAUAUCAUGGUGACUGGGGGUGCCGGCUUCAUUGGCGGCUGGUUCAUUCGCCAUCUGAUGCGGGCCUACGGUGACCGUUAUGCUGUGACCUGCUUCGAUAGUCUCGACUAUUGCGCGGCGACUUUUCAUUUUGUCAAAGGAGAUAUCUGCGCUCCAAAGGAUGUAGAAAAUGUGCUCCACAACUACCAUAUUGAUUCUAUUAUCCAUUUCGCUGCUAGGUUCCAUGUCGACACAUCACUCAACGACCCUCUGUCUUUUACACAAACCAAUGUCAUAGGCACCCAGGUGCUGCUAGAGAUUUCUCGAAAGCUAAGCUCGAUCAAACGAUUUAUCCACGUGUCCACCGAUGAGGUAUACGGCGAGAACGAUACUCGACGCCCUUUGGCCUUCACCGAGGAGCAAAGCCUACACCCCACAAGCCCAUACUCAGCCAGCAAGGCCGCGGCCGAGAUGAUCGUCCAGGCAUAUCGAAAGUCGUCUCGCAUGCCAGCCAUUAUUGUGCGAUGUAAUACUGCGUUUGGGCCACAUCAAUUCCCUGAA
Messenger RNA from Aspergillus nomiae NRRL 13137, 621 nucleotides. Its product is annotated as NAD dependent epimerase/dehydratase. The record is from RefSeq and is a predicted model, not a curated record. The transcript has 2 exons. NCBI's taxonomy places the organism in Eukaryota, Fungi, Ascomycota, Eurotiomycetes, Eurotiales, Aspergillaceae. Gene Ontology annotation, molecular function: dTDP-glucose 4,6-dehydratase activity. The annotation marks the transcript as partial.